UGUCGAAUUGUUUAUAGCUUUGUUUGGAGUAUUUUUCAUUUUCACAGAAUUGAUUGACGUUUUUACGGGAAUUACAGGUGCUAUUGAACAAAAAAAGUAAUAAUAAUGGACAUAAUCAAGGCCGAAAUAGCACGAAAACGUAAACUUCUUGAAGAGAAACAACUGGUCGAUGAUAAAAAGAAGUUUUUCAAGCGUGGAGAUUUGAUAGCCAAAAACAAUGAAGAAAUCUUGCAGAAACAAGGCUACAAGAAACCAGAAAGCAGUGAGGCAGAUCAAAGCAUACACGAAGGAUAUAAUUUCACCGGCGAGGGACAGAACAUAUUGCCAAGGAAUGAAGUAAUACGACGCCUAAGGGAAAGAGGUGAACCAAUUUUGUUGUUCGGCGAAACAGAAUCCAUGGCAUUUUCACGUUUGAGACAAUGUGAAAUUUCACAACCCGAAGCAAAUCGAGGUUUCCGUAACGAUUUCCAAGAAGCUAUGGAACAAGUGGAUCAAGCAUACUUGCAAGAAAUGUUUGCCAAUACAUCGACGACAAAAGAAGAAAAGAAAAAUGAAUUUGCCGAAUUGGAUGAGACAGUGGAUUGGGAGAGCAUUAAGGAGAUGUCACAAAAGAUGGGACGUAAUAAUAAAGAAUAUGAUAUGGACGUCAUUAUGACAUUGCUUACAUAUUUACUCAAAUUGUGGAAUGAUCAAAUUGCAGGAUACUCGAAGCAGGAAAAAAUGUCCACAAAGGUCAAAAUGACAAGAGUUAUCUACACACAAACCAAGGAGUAUGUUAAACCAUUAUUCAGAAAACUGAAAAAUCGUUCGCUGUCCGAUGAUAUUUUGGAAAGUUUAACAGAUAUUUGUAAGCAUUUACUCAAUCGCAACUAUAUACAGGCCAGUGAUGCCUACUUAGAGAUGGCCAUAGGUAAUGCUCCUUGGCCCAUUGGUGUCACUAUGGUUGGUAUUCACGCACGUACAGGUCGUGAAAAGAUUUUCUCUAAAAAUGUGGCCCAUGUAAUGAAUGACGAAACACAACGCAAAUAUAUCCAAGGUCUCAAAAGACUAAUGACCAAAUGUCAAGAAUACUUCCCAACAGAUCCCUCAAAAUGUGUCGAGUAUGUAAGCAAAAAAGAUAGAGAAUAAAGAAACAAGUACAUAUUUAGUCAAA
Molecule: messenger RNA, 1153 nt
Organism: Musca domestica (house fly)
Lineage: Eukaryota; Metazoa; Arthropoda; Insecta; Diptera; Muscidae
Gene: Prp18
Product: pre-mRNA-splicing factor 18
Exons: 1
Coding region: 106-1128 (340 amino acids)
Biological process (GO): RNA splicing; generation of catalytic spliceosome for second transesterification step
Cellular component (GO): U4/U6 x U5 tri-snRNP complex; U2-type post-spliceosomal complex; U5 snRNP
Source: RefSeq, a predicted model, not a curated record